GCGAGACUGUUAUAGUGGCUCAAUUGCAAUUGUAUUGAAUUCACAAUGACAUUUUUGUACUCAUAAAAUUUGAGAAUUGCCUCCAGUUGCUACAAUUCGAGUCCGAGAAGCGAAGCCCUAGGUCACCAACGUCCGGCUGUGAGCUCUCCGAGAAGGGGAAGAGAGAGAAAGGGAGAGGGCAUUUGGGUUAUUUGUCAGCUGAAGAAGAAGGAGGAAGAGAAUGGACGAAGACCAAGUAGUGAAAUUUGUCGAGACGUAUCUGAAGAAGAAAGGAUUUAAACAAGCUGAGCUAGCUUUCCAUGAUGAAGUACAACAUAGCUCUAAUGCCAAUUCCCUCGACAUUCACACCGAUCCUGAUCUAUCCGCUCUGCUCCUUUCGCUCUCCCAACCAGGGGAUACACCAGCAAAGUACCAUGAUGAAUAUGGUAAACUAAGAGCAUGGACACAUAGUUCGCUUGAUUUGUACAAGCCUGAGUUGCUUCGUGUGCUCUAUCCAGUAUUUGUACAUUGUUAUAUGGAUCUGGUUGCAAAAGGGCAUAUCCAAGAGGCUAGAACUUUUUUCAACAGCUUUCGUGAGGACCAUGAGACAAUGCAUUCACGGGACCUUCAAAAGCUGGAAGGAGCUCUUUCUCCCUCUCAUUUGGAGGAGAUGGAAUUUGCUCAUACUCUUAGGCAAAGCAAAGUCAACAUAAAGAUAUGUCAGUACUCCAAUGAGCUCCUGAUGCAGUAUCUACGCAAUACAAAAUCUACUACAAUGCUUGGGGUUGUCAAUGAGCAUAUUAACUUCCUAGUUUCUCCUGGACAGCCCAGCUCAGUUUCAGAUGACGCUGAGGUUGUAACACUAAUUGGAAGCAGCCAGGAUGCAGCAAAUCAGAUAAAUAAGAAAGAAAUACAUUGGGGGCUGCUUGAAGAUUCUUUAGAGGAACGCUUAGAGAAGGCAGGGGGUUUGCUCUCAGAUUCUGAAAAGACAGAAGGAGAAGCAAAAGAGGGGGACAUGGAUGACGCCAAGAAAAGAUCUAUAGAAGGCGGAAAGCAAGGUGCUUCUGUCAAAAAGUUGAAAAAGGACAAAGCUGCUAGUGCAACUGCAAAAGUUGCACGUCAUGAGCCAAAUAUUGCAUCUAGUGCACCACGAGUCAAACCAGAGCUUCCUUUGCCCGUAAUUCCAACAGAGGUGGAACAGUCCAUUCUUGAAGACUUGAGGAACCGUGUACAAUUGAGCAGUGCCGCAUUGCCAUCUGUUAGCUUUUAUACUUUUAUCAAUACACAUAAUAGUUUGAAUUGUUCUUCAAUAUCCCAGGAUGGAUCUUUAGUUGCUGGUGGAUUUUCAGACUCUUCACUAAAGGUUUGGGAUAUGGCCAAACUCGGGCAACAAGCUAGCAAUUCUGUUUUGCAGGGUGAAAAUGAUAUUGCUCCUAGCGAACAUGUCCUAGGACCAAAUGGUGUCAAAAGAUCCUACACCUUAUUUCAGGGUCAUUCAGGCCCUGUUUAUUCUGCCACUUUCAGCCUGCUUGGUGACUUUAUACUGUCCUCUUCAGCAGACACUACAAUUAGAUUAUGGAGCACAAAACUAAAUGCAAAUCUAGUUUGCUACAAGGGUCAUAAUUAUCCUGUAUGGGAUGUUCAGUUCAGUCCUGUAGGACAUUAUUUUGCCAGUGCUUCACAUGAUCGAACAGCAAGGAUUUGGUCCAUGGAUAGAAUACAGCCUUUAAGAAUAAUGGCAGGUCACUUGUCUGAUGUUGAUUGUGUACAAUGGCAUGCCAACUGCAAUUACAUCGCUACAGGCUCCAGUGACAAAACAGUUAGAUUGUGGGAUGUACAGAGUGGGGAGUGUGUACGAAUUUUCAUUGGUCAUAGGAGUAUGAUUUUAUCUCUGGCGAUGUCACCUGAUGGCAGGUAUAUGGCAUCUGCUGAUGAAGAUGGCACAAUUAUGAUGUGGGACCUUUCAACUGGCCGCUGUGUAUCACCUUUGAUGGGCCAUAAUUCAUGUGUAUGGACGCUAGCUUUCAGUUGUGAAGGCUCACUGCUUGCAUCUGGUUCUGCUGAUUGUACUGUGAAAUUGUGGGAUGUAACCUCAAGCACGAAGGUACCAAGGGCUGAAGACAGCAAAAGUGGAACUGCAAACAGAUUAAGAUCACUGAAAACUCUGCCAACAAAAAUGACGCCAGUCUAUACAUUAAGGUUUUCUCGGAGGAAUCUUCUGUUUGCUGCUGGAGUACUUUCAAAAAGUGUGUAAAUUGCCAGCGUUAUUGAAGCAAUUAUUUGCCUGAAGAUCUCCAUCAACUAAAAAGGUUGUGCAAAUGAGUGUAGAACUAGAAUAAGCUAAUAUAACAUUUUUGUUCAAUGUACUAAUCUAAUAAUGGCCCAUUAAACACCUUAAUUUCGUUUUAGUUCGUAAUAUGCUCUGUGCUAUGUAAUGUAAAAAUAGACUCGCAACAAUCUGUAAAGCUAGGCUUCAAAUCGAGGCCACUAAGCUGUACUUUAAGAGGCUUAAAA
Messenger RNA from Jatropha curcas, 2493 nucleotides. RefSeq names its product TBP-associated factor 5 (gene TAF5). The record is from RefSeq and is a predicted model, not a curated record. Gene Ontology annotation, biological process: transcription initiation at RNA polymerase II promoter. Gene Ontology annotation, cellular component: transcription factor TFIID complex. Lineage: Eukaryota; Viridiplantae; Streptophyta; Magnoliopsida; Malpighiales; Euphorbiaceae. Gene Ontology annotation, molecular function: RNA polymerase II general transcription initiation factor activity; protein binding.